Tarenaya hassleriana is the source of this 1644-nucleotide messenger RNA. RefSeq names its product autophagy-related protein 18a-like. The record is from RefSeq and is a predicted model, not a curated record. Lineage: Eukaryota; Viridiplantae; Streptophyta; Magnoliopsida; Brassicales; Cleomaceae. The coding region runs from base 177 to 1172 and encodes 331 amino acids. Gene Ontology annotation, biological process: protein localization to phagophore assembly site; nucleophagy; autophagy of mitochondrion. Gene Ontology annotation, cellular component: phagophore assembly site membrane; extrinsic component of membrane; cytosol. Gene Ontology annotation, molecular function: phosphatidylinositol-3,5-bisphosphate binding; protein binding; phosphatidylinositol-3-phosphate binding. The transcript has a single exon.
UGCAUUGGGAGGAGAAAAAAAAAACAACGGAAUACUGUAAACAAAAUCUUGACGAGACGUUGAGGAAAGCACGAAGCCGUGCUCACGUCUCGUAUCUUAUUCCUUUUUGUUUUUCUUAUCCACGCCGCUUCUAUCCGAAUUCCGAUUUCUCUAGAAUCCUCCAAAAUCUCUCUUCCAUGGCCACCGUCUCCGCUUUCUCCUCUCCUGCUUGGCAAAACCCUGAUUCCGAUUCAAACCCUAAUUCCACCUCCGCCUCCGAUUCAGCUCCUCCUCUUCUCCCGCCCCAGGAUCGCCACGACCCCACCGACUCUCUCGAUUCCUUCUCCUCCAUGAGUCUCCAGGACGAGGAGCUCACUCGGCAACUGGAUCCCAACAGGGACCUCAACGCUCACACCACUCUCUCUCCGCCGCAGCAUUCACCGGUGACGCCUCCGCCUUCCCUGUUCUACCUCUCCUUUAACCAGGAUCACGCUUGCUUCGCUGCUGGCACCGAUCGCGGCUUCCGGAUCUAUAACUGCGACCCUUUUCGCGAGAUCUUCCGGCGAGAUUUCGAUCGCGGCGGUGGGGUCGGUGUAGUGGAGAUGCUUUUUCGGUGCAAUAUCCUGGCCUUCGUUGGCGGUGGUCACGAGCCGCAGUAUCCGCCCAAUAAGGUCAUGAUUUGGGACGAUCAUCAGAGCCGCUGCAUCGGCGAGCUCUCAUUCAGGUCCGAUGUGAGAGCGGUCCGGCUCAGGAGGGAUCGGAUCGUCGUUGUUCUCGAGCAGAAGAUAUUUGUGUACAACUUCGCCGACCUGAAGCUGAUGCAUCAGAUAGAGACCAUCGCGAAUCCUAAGGGUCUAUGCUCCGUUUCUCAGGGAGCUGGGGCGAUGUUGCUCGUAUGCCCUGGUUUGCAGAAGGGUCAAGUUCGGGUCGAGCAUUACGCGUCGAAGCGGACUAAGUUCAUCAUGGCCCAUGAUUCACGGAUUGCUUGUUUCGCGCUCACGCAAGACGGGCACUUGUUGGCCACGGCGAGCACCAAAGGCACUCUGGUUCGGUUGUUUAACACUGCCGAUGGUACGUUGCUCCAGGAGGUACGCCUUUCGCGCUUAGCCUUUGCCUCAAGGACGUUAAAGAUAAUACGACCUUGGUAUUGGAAUGUGAAAAUCUGCUGCUACUUGAUAUUGCAAUGCUUUUAACUUGGUAGUAGUUUAGCUACUCUUUUGAUUGAUAGCUCUUUAAGUUCGUAGACGUGGAUAGGUUCUUUUAGUUACUUCGGGAGUCUAUUCUGAGCUGAUCCGCUUGCUGGGUUCCAUACCCAUCGAGCUUUAGUCUCCUGUGGAUUGUAGGAUUCAUUGUUACCUGAAACAUCGCUUAGAUCCUAUGUCAGAUAUGGCUCUCGAGAAUGGAAUAGCGAUUAUAGCAAACAUUAUUGGCAAAGAUACAUAAUUUUCUUGUUCAGGUGACCUCCAACAGUAAUUUGAUAGGUAUUAAGCUUCUGAGGGUCAGAGUCAGUCAUCCAGGGUUUUGCUGUACUUAUAGGAACUGUGAAGCAUUGGGCGAUUGGUUUAGAACCUACCCACACUGCUCUUUUUCGUCAUUGCUCUUCCAUUUUGUCCCUUGAAUUUUAAUCUGACCCAUGUCAUCUGACCAGAUUAAGUUCUGUCGCUU